AUGAACAACGGGGACGUCGGAGGCUCUAGAGGCAGAGGCCGUGGUUGGAAUUCCGACAACCAACCUCGCGAAUUACGCCGGCCCAAAAAUGUAACCGAGGAAGUGAAAGAACCUCCAAAGUCAAUACUGUCGGCUGAAGCGAAAGAAUGGUAUCCACGGAACUACGUGCCUCAGAAUCAAGUGUCGUAUGGUCAGGAGCAUUACCGAGUACCUCGAUACUCGGCUCAAGAUAGAAUUCGACAGGCUCAAGAACAAGACCCAUACAACUUCGAAGAUAUGUCAUAUUCUUUGGAUGAACCCGAAAGUGCCUUGCGGGAAAAUAUAGCGAACCUGAUUACUGUUAUGUGCGAGAUAACAUUUGACCCCGGCAAGUUUGACACUCUCUGUGGACCUUUGGUAGAUUCGUUUUAUGCAACUCUACACGAUGCUAACUACACCAGGCCUCUCGUCGAAGCUAUUGUGAAUCAGUCAAUAUUCGAGGCGAACUUCCGUUAUAAUGGUGCUCGUCUUUGCUCGAUGUACGAUUCCGUUUCGCCUCCCGAAGACUCGACAUUCCGAGCCUGUCUGUUGGAACGUUGUACUGCCGAGGAGAACAAAAUCAUCAGCGGAGCAGAGACAUCGGAAGAAAAUGUCAGAGGUUUUGCUAUGUUCUUAGCUGAGAUAUACACUCAGCUAGAAGACAAUCAGGGAGGAAGAAUAAGAACUCUGGGUGAAAGUCUCUGUAAAGUGUUCAUGCAUCUUUUGGAUACCGACAAAGAGGUCAACAUAAAAGCGGUAUGCCAGUUGUUGAAAUUGUCUGGUAUAGCGCUAGAUGCGGAUUGUCCAUCUAGUAUGCAGCAGCUGUUUGAUCGCUUGAAGCAACGCUCGGACUUGGCGAGCGUGCGUCACGUGGUGUCUUUGAGAGCGACACGUUGGGGUUUAGCUGACCCCGACCCGCCGGCCCCUCCCGCUGAUAGGCGACGAAACGCUAACUCUGAAGCGGACGGUGUUGGAGGUUACCUCGCAGACGGACAUUCGCUGACGGCUGAGGAAUGCGCCUUCUUGCAAAGCAACCUACCACCAAAACCUCCCGCUAUAGAGGACGACAUACUUGAGGAAUUGGAAAAUGAUGCAUGGGAUACAGGAAUGGAUCCCGAAAUGCAAGCGGGCUUCCUAGAGUUCCUCAAGAUAUCCAAUCAAAUCAAACGAUAG
This is a messenger RNA of Danaus chrysippus (African queen), 1191 nucleotides long. The record is from the annotation of a GenBank genome assembly. NCBI's taxonomy places the organism in Eukaryota, Metazoa, Arthropoda, Insecta, Lepidoptera, Nymphalidae.